GAGAAAGAGGAGAGGGAGAGAGCUUUGGAACAGGAGAAGGUCCUGCAGAGAGAGAAGGAGAGAGCUUUGGAACAGGAGAAGGUCCUGCAGAGAGUGAAAGAGGAGAGGGAGAGAGCUUUGGAACAGGAGAAGGUCCUGCAGAGAGAGAAAGAGGAGAGGGAGAGAGCUUUGGAACAGGAUAAGGUCCUGCAGAGAGCGAAAGAGGAGAGGGAGAGAGCUUUGGAACAGGAGAAGGUCCUGCAGAGAGAGAAGGAGGAGAGAGAGAGAGCUUUGGAACAGGAUAAGGUCCUGCAGAGAGAGAAAGAGGAGAGGGAGAGAGCUUUGGAACAGGAGAAGGUCCUGCAGAGAGCGAAGGAGGAGAGAGAGAGAGCUUUGGAACAGGAGAAGGUCCUGCAGAGAGAGAGAGAGGAGAGGGAGAGAGCUUUGGAACAGGAGGAGGUCCUGGAGAGAGCUUUGGAACAGGAGAAGGUCCUGCAGAGGGAGAAAGAAGAGAGGGAGAGAGCUUUGGAACAGGAGAAGGUCCUGCAGAGAGAGAAGGAGAGGGCUUUGGAACAGGAGAAGGAAAGGGCUAAGGUGGCUGAAAGAGAGAGGGCUAGUCAUCUUCCUCCAUGGAAGCGUAGUCGUGAGAUUGGUCUUACCCCCCUGCGUACUCCUCCCCUCUCCACAGGAGCAGGUAAGAUGGCGGCAACAGAGGAGGGUGGGGAGCCCAAAGUGCCAUCCCUACCCCAAACAGCAUCAAGAGACAACCAGCCAGCUGAAUCUGGUACGCCCCUGUCACAAACUCUAGCAACGUCUCUAUCACCACAGUCCUCCUUCAAGAAGUUCCGUUUCUUGAGAGACCCCCUAGUUCUAUCCCCAUCUUCAGCAUCCCUGGUCAUCAAGAGGCCCCGUACAUUCUCUGAAAGCCCCCAUCCUCAGGCCUUAGCUCUCCAGUCCCCCAGCAAACCUGGGGAACCAGAGCAGGAAGUUACACCGCAGGGGCCCCAGCCUUCUGCUGGGCAAGCAGCACCAAAGAAGCCUGCAAGACAGGGGGUCCUUGUUUCUGUAGCAAACACGUCAGGGACGACAGGGCCAGAGAGGGAGACCCCAGUGAUUGCCACAAUGGGUAAGAGUCCUGAAGAAGAAAAGGGUAAGAGCCUGGCGUCAGAGGAGCAUCUCCAAGCACAUAAAGAGGAAACCGACAAACAGGCGGUGGGAGAGAUGACCAGAGAAACAAACGCCCCCUCGGUUCCAGCGGGAGCUGUGCUACCUCCCUCAACCCCACCAGAGAAGGGCAAGGUAGAAAAAGGAAGGGAGAGAAGUCAAAAGAAAGAAGAAAAGCAGGGAAGACGGGCUUCCUCAUCUAGUGACUCCUCAGAUUCUGACUCUGGGUCGUCGUCCUCACGUUCGUCUGAUUCGUCCUCAUCAUCCCAGGGCAAAACACACACCACUCCCAGUGGUAGAAGGCCUGAGAAAUCUUUGACAAACACCAUAUCCCAGCAUAAGGAAACGGUUAGUCAACCUGAGAAUCCAACUGAGGCCCCAAAAGCCCCACAGCACAAAAAGCGAGUAUCUGGGGAGGAGAAAGACAUAACCAUUGAUGGAGCCAGACACAGAAAGAAGCCGUUCCUUGGGAUACCUGCUGGAGAAGACAAUUGGCAGAAGAAAAACAGCGUGGGAGAGGAGGUAAAGACAGACACUACAAGGGAGGUGAAUGAGGCUGCCAUGGCUGAGCCUAAGAGGGCUCCUGAGAGCAGUGAGGAGAGUUUGACACCAAAGGCAUUCACAGCCCGUAGGAUCUCCCUUAGCAGCAGCAAGCUCUCUCAAGGUGCUGUCAGUGCAGAGGGCGAGACAGAGUCUGGGGCCGGGAGGAAGAGGAGGUGGGGAUCCAGCACUGCAGUCACAGCCAAGAAAUCAUCCAUGAGCAUCACCACAGACUCUCUGAAGUCUCUGAUCCCAGACAUCAGGCCAUGUCCAGGCCAGGAGGUGGUGGUGGAUCUGCACCGGGAGGAGGAUCACCUCUCUGGGGUGGAGGAGGAGGACAGGGAGCAGGGCGAGCAGGACCUCAAGAUCAGACGCACAGUCACACAGGUGGUCCCGUCAGUGACCCAGGAGAAUGGACAGAAGGAGUCCAAGAGGAGUGAACAUGAGGAGGAAGACCGAGAGCAUGGAGGGGAGUUUAAAGGAGACAGAGGGGAGAAGUUGGACGACUCAUUCCAGAGAGACUCCAUGGAGACACAAUGCCCCUCUCCCCCCAGCCAUGACAUGGAGAUGAAAACAGUGACCCCCAGUGACACAUUGAUCCGUCGCUCCAUCAGCCAGCAGAAGUCUGGCGUGUCCAUCACCAUAGACGACCCUGUCCGCACGGCCAAGCAGCCCUCUCCUCCACGAGGCAAAAUGUCCAACAUCGUCCACGUGUCCAACCUGGUUCGGCCGUUCACCCUGGGCCAGCUGAAGGAGCUGCUCGGCAGGACCGGCACUGUGCUCGAGGACGGCUUCUGGAUCGACAAGAUCAAAUCUCACUGCUACGUCACAUACUCCAGUGCAGAGGAGUCAAUGGCCACACGUGCAGCCCUGCAUGGGGUGAAAUGGCCUCAGAGCAACCCCAAGUUCCUCAGUGUGGACUUCAGUCAGCAAGACGAGCUGGACUUCCACAGAUGCCUGCCUCCCCCUGAGAGGGCUGGGGUGUGUGAGCGGGGGGCUGCGGCGGUGCCUGUUCGAGGGGUGGCCUUGCCCCCUCUCCUGCCCGAGCGAGACCAGUGGGCGGAGCGAGAACGUGAGAUGGAGCGCAGGGAGAGGUCCCGGGCUGAGAGGGAGUGGGACAGGGACAAGGUCCGGGACUUUGGUCCAGGAAAAACUGGAGAGGAAGCGGGCCCCAGACGAUCCCGCUCCAGAGAGAGGAAACGCAAGGAGAGGAAGACGGACAAGAAAGAGAAAGCUGCAGACGAACCUCCUGUCAAACUGCUGGAUGACCUGUUCAAUAAAACCAAAGCAGCCCCUUGUAUAUACUGGCUCCCCCUCACAGAAGAGCAGGUUGCACAGAAGGAAGCAGCUCGACAGGAGAGGAUGAAGGAGCGAGAGAAGAGGAGGAAAGCGCAGCAAGAGGAGGUGGAGAAGAAAAGGGAGGAAGAGCGGAAAGAAAGGAUGAAAGCCGGGAGUGCCGCAUCUGGAGAAAGAGGCGAGGGGGAGCGGUACAGAGAGAGAGAGCGGGGCAGAGACGGAGAGAGUGACAAACACAGAGAAGGUGGCUACCGCAGACCUCGGGGCAGCAGUGCAGGGGGGGGCAGACGCUCCCGCAGCCGCAGUGACACCCCACCUCGUGACAGACGAUGCUAGAGGGAAUCGGUGUGGCUGGAACUGUCUUAAAAUAACCCCCCAUUCCCCAUCACUACAUUUACUUCAUUACAAUAUAAGACCCUACAGUAGACCAACAGGUGUAGUCACUAUCUGUCACUUUUUUUUUAAACGCACACUGACACACAUACAGAUAGGGACCAUGGUUUAGUUUUCCCCCAGACUGCUAUCUGUCUUGAGAUUUUAUUUGUGUUCAUUUUGCCUGAGUGUUUUCUUAUUCAUUUUUUUUAUAUUCUAUUCUUGGCAGAUCGACGGUAAGGCAACCAACCCUCCCCCAUGUGUCUCUGAAGCGUAAGUGCUCUACGUAGAGUUCUGUGUAUACACACACAUCGGUUUUUAGCCUUCCCCAGUGUUGUGUGUGUUCCACAACUGGUUUCUGUGGGGUGCUUCGUCAUUGCUGCAUGCUGUCCCAGUCCGCCGUCCUCCGCCUUGUGUCCUAGGGAGGACUGACAGGGUUGUGCAGUGUUCUGUCCCCUGUGUCUUUGUUUAGUUUGAGGGAUGAGACUAUAUUAUCUGCAAGAGAUUAGAAAUGACACACACUCCUCUGAUGUCUUCAUCUUCUACAUGCUUCUUUCUGUGCAUCCUUUGUCAACCCCCCCAAA
Messenger RNA from Coregonus clupeaformis (lake whitefish), 3935 nucleotides. RefSeq names its product apoptotic chromatin condensation inducer in the nucleus-like. The transcript is spliced from 14 exons. NCBI's taxonomy places the organism in Eukaryota, Metazoa, Chordata, Actinopteri, Salmoniformes, Salmonidae. The record is from RefSeq and is a predicted model, not a curated record. Bases 679 to 3315 code for a protein of 878 amino acids. Gene Ontology annotation, molecular function: nucleic acid binding.